This is a messenger RNA of Rotaria sp. Silwood2, 855 nucleotides long. The record is from the annotation of a GenBank genome assembly. NCBI's taxonomy places the organism in Eukaryota, Metazoa, Rotifera, Eurotatoria, Philodinida, Philodinidae.
AUGAAUAUUCAAGAAAGUCAACAGAGUUUUACUAAUACACCAUUGGUCAACGAACAUCUUCUCUCUCGAUCAAUUUUCGAUCAACAGAAUAAAGCUGUGACCACAUCAUUUAUUUCUGAAACACACCAUAAUUUUGGAGAAAUGUUAAAUGUGGCUAAUAUAACUGGUAGAAUCAACCAAUUUGUAACUGGAGCAAACCUCAAUUGUCAAAUUAAAAUGAACAAUGAUAGUACAAUAAGUAUCAAUGAUGUACUUCUGUAUCCAUACGCAGUAAUAACGCAUACAUCAUUUUUGUUUGGUGCACAAUGUUCGUGUGGAACAAUGCGCCAGUGCCUUAUAAGACCUAUUGUUUAUACAAAUGGAUCAGACCUGUUUGAUUUCGUGCAAGUUUUUCAAGAUAUAUGUGUAGGUUGUAUACCAUUGCUAGGGUUUUUAGCAUCAGGUAUCAAUUGGUGGUAUGACAGAGAUUAUCUUGAAAAUAUUCAAGCGACAUAUGCAAUUUUAAUUGAUUCUCGACCUCCACCGAUCCUCAAACCACUGAAUCAAUCAGUACCAACUCGAUUCUAUAAUAAAUUUUCAAGCGAUUUGCUCAAUGAAAUGCUCCUAGAGAAUGUCACCAUCAGUGACCAGCACUUUGAUGUGUACUACAGCGAAUGUGCACCAAUAAGCUGUUCAUACACAAUAAACGGCGUACGUAAUAUCACUAGUGCCGUGCUAUUAUUCAUUUCAGUGUGUGGUGGUCUCAAUCAAGGUCUUCGAAUAGUUGUACCAUGGAUUGGAAUGCUUAUUUUCAUUCUCAUUGAAAAAUGGCGUAAUCGCAAAACUGCUCGCGGUAAGCAUACCUUCUUGACAUAG